UGCCCCUGGGCCCAGGAUAUAAGCUUACCCUCCUAGGGCUUACAGGGCCACAGCAACAGAGACAAGCACUAACCUACCAGGCACUCUUGGGACAAUGAAAGAGGUCUGUGACCAUGCUGGGAAGUGGGCAGAUGGAUUAGAACACCAGUAGAGCAGGCAAAACGGAAGCAGGCCUCAAAGCAUCUUCUGCCCAGUGCGCAGGCUCAUCUAUGCAGCCAUUGUUCCUGGCUACUAUACCACUGCCCGAAACACUUUGGAAGUGGUCUGUUCAUGUCAUCUGAAGCUUACAUUCUUUGAGCAGCCACAUGCUUAUGAAGCUGACUUCAUCCACACCCCAUGGAGUCCCACUCCCCUGGACAGUACUACUGGUUUAUGGGUGGACGUGUUGCCUGGUUCUGGCGAACAAAAGGGAAGUUCUACAAAAGACACUCUUGGCACACCAAGAAGAAAUGGCCUCUCCUUCCUUUGAAAGUCUCCAUAGAAUGAAUCACAUGUCUCCCAGGUUGAGAGCUUUCCUCUCUGAACCCAUUGGAGAAAAGGAUGUUGUCUGUGUAGAUGGGAUCAGCCAUGAACUUGCAAUCAAUUUGGUCACCAAAGGUUUCAACAAGGCCUACACCCUCCUGGGGCAGUUUCUUCUGAUGCACAAGAACGAAAUGGAGUUUCAGAGGUGGCUCAUCUGUUGCUGUGGUGCCACGGAGUGUGAGGCCCAGGAGAGCACUAACUGCCUGAAGGAGUGGUGCUCCUGCUUCCUAUGAACACACCCCCUUGCUCAGCCGCCUGCGUAAUGACACGUUCUGUACCUAG
Messenger RNA from Eptesicus fuscus (big brown bat), 804 nucleotides. RefSeq names its product BANF family member 2 (gene BANF2). The record is from RefSeq and is a predicted model, not a curated record. The transcript has 6 exons. Lineage: Eukaryota; Metazoa; Chordata; Mammalia; Chiroptera; Vespertilionidae. The coding region runs from base 306 to 755 and encodes 149 amino acids. Gene Ontology annotation, molecular function: DNA binding.